This is a messenger RNA of Sinocyclocheilus anshuiensis, 1889 nucleotides long. RefSeq names its product U3 small nucleolar RNA-associated protein 18 homolog. Gene Ontology annotation, biological process: rRNA processing. The transcript is spliced from 13 exons. Gene Ontology annotation, molecular function: protein binding. Lineage: Eukaryota; Metazoa; Chordata; Actinopteri; Cypriniformes; Cyprinidae. Gene Ontology annotation, cellular component: Pwp2p-containing subcomplex of 90S preribosome; small-subunit processome. The record is from RefSeq and is a predicted model, not a curated record. Bases 233 to 1783 code for a protein of 516 amino acids.
UAUUCAUAGACAGUACUUUAAAACGGCAUACAAAGCUCUUUCUUAUUUAAGGAAAUAAAGCUGUAGGCGGCAAGGAUUCAACGUCACACUCCUCCUCGGUAGGAGGCGCAAGCGCACCGCCAUCAGAGAAGAAGAAGAAGAAGUUCCGCUCACAUGUUCUGUGCUGUAGUUUAAGCUUUAGAUCUGCGGGACUCACAGAUAAAGCAGCGGUGUUUACUCUACUGUGCUCACGAUGGCUUCGUCGGAGUCCUCCGUCAGAAAGCAGAGGAAGGCGGCGAAGAGGCCGCUUAGCGAGGAUCCGGAUCGCAGCGCGGCGGAGGAGCGCGGUCAGCAGCAGCGGCACCAGGUGCUGUGCGCGACGCUCCGCGGGGAGGACGCGUCAGUCCGGCUGCUGGAGGAGCUGCUGUUCGGCGCGGAGGAGCGGCUCGCGGAGCGCCUCACGGACAGCAGUGUGUUUCUGGAGGAGGACGACGCAGGCAGCGUGUGCUCGGAGGACCAGACGCAGCCGGCCGUCCGGAGCGCCGCGUGGGAGGAUGAGGACGAUGAGCAGGAGGAAGAGAUUGACAUGACACAUCGGUUUCGCAGAGACUUUAAAAAGAGUGAAGCGGAAAAUAAAAUGACAAAACAGAGGCUACAGCAACGCCUAAAGGAGCAGUUUCAGAAAGCCAUGGGCGGCACACCCAGCUGGGCAGAAGCCACAGCCAAGAGAAGCAUGAAGAAAGCAGAGCACGAGAGUGAAGAUGAGGAUGAAAGUGAAGAUCUGUUGCGAAGGACGGGUAACUUCAUCGGCUCGUCCAACAGCCUGCCGAAGGGAAUUAUUAAGAUGAAGAAGUGUGUGAAUGCGAACAGUGAGUGUCCCGGCGGUGAUCAGCUGACCUCAGUGCAGUUUCACCCGUCUGCGCAGAUCGUGAUGACUGCAGGUCUGGAUCACUCCGUAUCACUCUUUCAGGUGGAUGGCAAGAGCAACCCAAAGAUCCAGACCAUCCAUCUGGAGAAUUUUCCAGUGAGCAAGGCUUCGUUUAGCGCUGAUGGUGAACAUAUAGUGGCGACUGGACUGAGGAACAAACUCUUCUACAUCUAUGACAUGAUGGAGGGCAGAGUUCUCCCUGUGUCUAGUGUGCGAGGUCUGAAUGAGCAGUGGGUGUUAGACUUCCAGGUUUCUCCGGAUGGAAAGUAUCUUCUCCUCUCGGGAUCCUCAGGAUAUCUCCAUCUCAUGACCACAAAGACCAGAGAGGUGAUCCGGAGCAUGAAGAUGAAUGGCAGUGUGUGCGCUGCCGCGUUCACCACAGACAGCAGCCAGAUCUUUGCCAACUCCCAGGAAGGAGAGGUGUUCAUCUGGGACGUGCAGAGCAGUAAGUGUCUGAAGAAGUUUCCAGAUGACGGCUGUGUCAGAGGAACUUCUCUUGCUCUGUCCAGGGAUGGCCUGUAUCUGGCCUGUGGGUCUCAGAGCGGUGUGGUGAACAUCUACUCGCAGCAGGACUGCCUGCAGAAGCUGGAGCCCAGACCUCUGAAGGCCAUCAUGAACCUGGUGACAGCGGCGAGCUCCCUGUGCUUCAACAGCACCUCAGAGAUCCUGGCCAUCGGAUCCAGAGCGGACGACGAGGCCAACCGACUGGUCCAUCUUCCAAGUUUUACGGUGUUCUCCAAUUUUCCACAGUUCCAAAAGAAGACUAUAUUUCAAACCUGUUGUCUGGAUUUCUCCCCGCGGAGCGGAUUCUACUCUGUGGCCAAUAAUAAAGGCCAUGCGCUGCUCUUCAGGCUUCUGCAUUACUCUGACUUCUAGAGAUGAAGCACCGCGUUCCACAAAGCAAACGGCUCAGACUGAAUACAUGUUUUACUUCUGUCAGCUCCUAGGAGUUCAGCUCAAUAAACCUUUGCCACAUGACUGA